CUCCUAGAAGUGAAAAUCAACAAAUGCCCACUCAGUUUUAACAACCAUACUUUGUGUUUCCAUGUUUUCACAUAUAGAGGCGUAAUGAAUUUAAACUUUACGCUCCCAGGGCACAACUUUGCCGGCUUUGGUGCGCUGGCGCAGAGACUUUUUGGGAAUAACUCACUGUUUCCAUUUGAAAACGCCACCGCCGCUUCUAAGACGGAGGAGGAAGACUUGGAAGUUAACACGGACGUUUACUCCAGGGUGGUCGUCACUGUCAUCUACGCUGCUCUGUUCGCUGUGGGCUCUUUGGGAAACUCCAUCACCCUGUACACCCUGCUGACCAAAAAGACCCUGCAGAACCUCCAGAGCACCGUGCACUACCACCUGGCCAGCCUCGCCGUCUCCGACCUGCUGAUCCUCGUCCUCUCCAUGCCCAUCGAGCUCUACAACUUCAUCUGGUUCCACCACCCAUGGGUGUUCGGGGACGCCGUGUGCAGGGGUUACUACUUCCUCCGGGACAGCUGCUCCUACGCCACAGCGCUCAACAUCGCCAGCCUGAGCGUGGAGCGCUACAUGGCCAUCUGCCACCCGUUCAAAGCCAAGAGCAUCAUGUCUCGCAGCCGCACCAAGAAGCUCAUCAGUGCCAUGUGGAUCGCGUCCUUCGCGCUCGCUGCGCCGAUGCUCUUCGUUAUGGGCCAAGAGUCGCGUCAAGGCGAGAAGAUAUGCACCGCUAUCGUCUCUCCCGUCACCAUCAAGACCGUGCUUCAGAUUAAUGCAUUUCUGUCCUUUGUGAUACCCAUGGUGGCCAUAUCUGCACUGAACGGGGUCAUAGCCAAUCAGCUGCUGCGAAUGUUCCGCGAAGCAGAGCAAGAAAACCGUGUCUGCAUCAUUGGGGGAAAUCCCACCAUGCUGAAUGUCACUGUGGAGCCCAACCGUGCUCAGUCCCUUCGACAUGGAGUUCUUGUUCUCCGAGCGGUGGUCAUAGCCUUCGUGGUGUGCUGGCUGCCCUAUCACGCUCGCCGCCUCAUGUUUUGCUACAUCUCUGAGUGGUCCGAUAACUUGUAUGACUUCUACCACUAUUUCUACAUGCUGACAAACGUCCUGUUUUACGUCAGCUCAGCCAUCAAUCCAAUCCUCUACAACCUGGUGUCAGCCACCUACCGCCAGAUCUUCUUCUCCACGCUGCGCUACUUCUGCGUGCCCUGCCGCCAUACACCCAGGAGGCACCCCCACCCCCUAACCCGCCACUCCAUCAGCAUCUCCAGUAACCAUACCCUCUCCACCAACAUUAUCAAAGAGACGGCAUACUGAUUGAACUGCAAUGGAAUACACUUUCUGAUACUAUAAACCCAUCUGCAGCCACCUUGUGAUUUCUCCACCAACUUCAUAGAGGAAAUUCUGGAACUGGUUUGGAGACUGUUGGCACAGGCUAAGCCAGCACUGGGAUCACCAUCAUUGUCAUGUGGGGUCAAGUACCCACUCUGAAACCACUGUGAUCUAAUUUCAGAUGCACACUGUAUUAUGUGUUUGUGUGUUGUGUCUUUAUUCAUUUAACAUGAGUUUGUGGGAUUAAAAAAAAAAAAAUGAUUGGAUGAUGAAAGAAAAAAAAAGGUGAAAAGGAUAGACAAACAGAGUGAUAAAGCAUCUCUUAAAAUGGAAACUGAUAUGUAAAUGUUUUGUACAGUAUAUUUCUAUGUACAUGUUUUUAAUGGACCCAUCAUUCACACUUGCUUGGUGUUUGUACAGUGUUCAUGGCUCUACUGUUUCAGUGUUUUCUAAGAAUCAACCUCUUGAAAGUACUUUCUCUACAACAAAUGACCUCUGGCAAUACUUUCACCCCAACAAAAGUUCUGAUGUAACCCUCCAUUGUGCUAUUUUUGGUGAGGAUCUGACGAUAAACUGGCUUUGAUGUUAGAAAAAAAGGGGCAGAGAGUUUGUAUUUCUCUUUCCUGAAUCCAAGUUGCAUUGACAGGAGGGAAGAGUCUUGCAUCAUUACUACUAUCUUCUCUUGCCUUGCUUUGUUCCAAGCAGCAUUAGAGUCCAGGUGAAGCAAAAUCACUGAUUUCUUUCUAGAUACAUUAUACUUGUUAGAAAAUUGAGCACAUAGCAGCAGUGUCAUCUCCUUCAGUCCCUGUGUGUGAGUGACAAGUUUGCUACAUUCAGUAAGCUCUAUUAACUCUGAGUCUAACAAAUACACUAUUAGCAAGUCUGUUAAGGGCAACACAAGCCAAAUAGCUGUCACUAACAUAACUUUCAGUCUUUUAGCUCAAAUCGGUGAACCAGCCCUGCCGUUACUGCUUACUGUUGUGGGUGUGUUCAUUCAUUCAUUCAUUCAUUCAUUCAUUCAUUCAUUUUCCAUAAUCCCUUGUCCUGUUAGGGGUCGCGAGAGUGCUAGGGCCUAUCCAAGCUGACACUGGGCGAGACGCAGGGUAUGCCCUGGACAGGUCACCAGACUAUCAAAGGGCUGACACAUAGAAAAGGACAACCAUACACGCUCACGUUCACACAUACAGGCAAUUUAGAGUCACCAGUUAACCGAGCCUGCAUGUCUUUGGACUGUGGGAGGAAGCUGGAGUACCCAGAUUAAACCUACCCUGAUAUGGGGAGAACAUGCAGAAGUGAUGUGCCACUAUAGACCAUGCUACUGAGUUAGCUGUCACUUUGCAGCAGCUCGUUCGUCAGCUCAGCCUGCAUCUCAGA
Molecule: messenger RNA, 2685 nt
Organism: Epinephelus lanceolatus (giant grouper)
Lineage: Eukaryota; Metazoa; Chordata; Actinopteri; Perciformes; Serranidae
Gene: ntsr1
Product: neurotensin receptor 1 (high affinity)
Biological process (GO): neuropeptide signaling pathway
Cellular component (GO): plasma membrane
Molecular function (GO): G protein-coupled neurotensin receptor activity
Source: RefSeq, a predicted model, not a curated record